Rhinopithecus roxellana (golden snub-nosed monkey) is the source of this 2216-nucleotide messenger RNA. RefSeq names its product lipase maturation factor 1 (gene LMF1). Lineage: Eukaryota; Metazoa; Chordata; Mammalia; Primates; Cercopithecidae. The record is from RefSeq and is a predicted model, not a curated record. The coding region runs from base 306 to 1298 and encodes 330 amino acids. The transcript is spliced from 8 exons. Gene Ontology annotation, biological process: protein maturation. Gene Ontology annotation, cellular component: endoplasmic reticulum membrane.
GGGCUGCUUCCCUGCCGAGUGUUCCUGAAGAAUUUCCAGCAGUACUUCCAGGACAAGACGAGCUGGGAAGUCUUCAGCUACAUGCCCACCAUCCUCUGGCUGAUGGACUGGUCAGACAUGAACUCCACCCUGGACUUGCUCGCUCUUCUCGGACUGGGCAUCUCGUCUUUCGUCCUGAUCACGGGCUGUGCCAACGUGCUUCUCAUGGCUGCCCUGUGGGGCCUUUACAUGUCCCUGGUCAAUGUGGGCCAUGUCUGGGCCUGAUCAAGAUCCGGGGGGACCGGUGCUGGCGAGACCUCACCUGCAUGGACUUCCACUACGAGACCCAGCCGGUGCCCAACCCUGUGGCAUACUACCUACACCACUCACCCUGGUGGUUCCACCGCUUCGAGACACUCAGCAACCACUUCAUCGAGCUCCUGGUGCCCUUCUUCCUCUUCCUCGGCCGGCGGGCCUGCAUCAUCCAUGGGGUACUGCAGAUCCUGUUCCAGGCCAUCCUUAUCAUCAGCGGGAACCUCAGCUUCCUGAACUGGCUGACCAUGGUGCCCAGCCUGGCCUGCUUCGAUGACGCCGCCCUGGGGUUCUUGUUCCCCUCCGGGCCAGGCAGCCUGAAGGACCGAGUUCUGCAGAUGCAGAGUGAAAUCCAAGGCGCAUGGCCCAAGCCCAGAUUCGGCUCUGUGGUGCGGCGUGCAGCCAACUUCUCUCUGGGCGUCCUGCUGGCCUGGCUCAGCGUGCCCGUGGUCCUCAACUUGCUGAGCUCCAGACAGGUCAUGAACACCCAUUUCAACUCUCUUCACAUUGUCAACACUUACGGGGCUUUCGGAAGCAUCACCAAGGAGCGGACGGAGGUGAUCCUGCAGGGCACAGCCAGCCCCAACGCCAGCGCCCCCGACGCCGUGUGGGAGGACUACGAGUUCAAGUGCAAGCCAGGCGACCCCAGCAGACGGCCCUGCCUCAUCUCCCCGUACCACUACCGCCUGGACUGGCUUAUGUGGUUCGCGGCCUUCCAGACCUACGAGCACAAUGACUGGAUCCUCCACCUGGCCGGCAAGCUCCUGGCCAGCGACGCUGAGGCCCUGUCCCUGCUGGCACACAACCCCUUCGCGGGCAGGCCCCCGCCCAGGUGGGUCCGAGGAGAGCACUACAGGUACAAGUUCAGCCGUCCUGGGGGCAGGCACGCCGCCGAGGGCAAGUGGUGGGUGCGGAAGAGGAUCGGAGCCUACUUCCCUCCACUCAGCCUGGAGGAGCUGAGGCCCUACUUCAGGGACCGUGGGUGGCCUCUGCCCCAGCCCCUCUAGAUGUGCACCAGAAAUAAAGGCAAAGACCCAGCCCCUCGGCAGCUCAGCAACAUCUGCCCUUCCCUGUGCCCGGCCCAAGCUCGGCACCGCCAAGAGAGACGUGGAGAGAAGAGCGGUGGGAGCCAGCCCCCAGCGCAGGGGUCCUGGGUGGGGUCUGCUGUCACACACUGUGGUGGCUCCCUGGCCCUGCCCACCUGGGGCCUCACAUCCUGGCCAACCCUUGUCCCAGGCGCCAGCCUUCUCAGGGGGCUCUGAUCUCCCGUCCGUCCCACCCUCCUCCCAGAGGCCCAGCCUGGGGCUGUGCCGCCCACAGGAGUUGAGACGAUGGCCAUCCUGACACCUUCCUCCACUACAGCCCUGACCACAGGUCCAGCCAGGGAGCUCUCGGGGUCCCCAGCAUCCCAGGGGCUGGUUUCUGUUCCCCCCUCAAUGGUGUGUUCCCAGCCAGGUCCUGAUCCUCAGGGCUGAGUCCCCAUCACGUCUGGGGCAGCCGAGCCCUUGCCCCACAGGAAGCUAGACACGCCCGGCCUGGAUGUGGGGUUGGACAGGCCAUUUUCUGUCCUGUCCCUCACCACCCCCGCGACAGCCUACACACAUCCCACACAUGCAGGCAUACAUAGCCCAUGCACACAUGUGUUCUGGGCCCGGUUUCAUCCCCCAGUGACUGGUGUCUGUGAGGUGCAGACGGACACACCACACACCCAGCCCCACCCUCCAGGCUGUGACCGCGCUGCCUCUGAGGCCUUAACAAGGCCCCUCAAUCACAGGACAGCUGCCCGUGCACACUGUCAUCAUCGUCGGACAGCGUCUACUGCAUGUUUUUCUAUUAUUCCUAUUCUUAUGCCAUAUCUAUUACAUAUUUUUCUACUCUUCCUAUUAUACCAUUUACCAGCUUACUCGAAAACAAACUACUUAAAU